CUCAACCAAACUGUUGCCAGCUCUGUAUUUUCAGAAAAAGCCAAGUAUUGGUCAUUCCUGCGCACCGUGCAUUCCAAUAAAGAUACGGUCAGACUGAUUGUCUCCAUUUUGGAGUACAUCCAAUGGCAUUGGGUAGCCUUCCUCGGCAGUGAUGAUGCGUAUGGCAACGAUGGCCAGGAACUGUUCAUCAGGAUGAUCAAGGACACCCACAUUUGUCUGGCGUAUACCAGCAAGCUCAAACAAAGCUUCAAUUACUCUGUAACGUUCCAGCAGAUCAAAGCACAUCGGAUAACCACUAUUGUUGUUUUUGCUUCCAAAAUGACUGCCAAACAUCUAAUAGAGUCGGCGAUAGUAAGGGGCGUCACCAACAAGGUGUGGAUAGCGGGAGAAACCUGGUCCUUGAACGAGAAGCUCCCGAAGAGAAAAGAUAUCCAAAAAAUCGGAACGGUCCUAGGAGUGUCUCAACCCGUGUUGACCAUAUCUGGUUUCAGUGAUUAUUUGCUUACUUCCCAUAGCAAAAUUCAGUGUGACGAUGCAGGAGGAGGACAGCUUUGCGAUCAAAUUUGCAACUGCUCCAGCCUGAGUGCACAGGACAUCAUCUCUAUGGACCCCUCUUACUCGUUUUCUGUUUAUUCAGCUGUGUAUGCCAUCGCUCACGCCUUACACAAUGUCUUGCAAUGUGAUAAGGACACAUGUCACAGGAAUAACGCCGUCAAUCCCCAAAAUGUGGUUCUGGCAGAGCUGAAGAAGUCAAACUUCUCUCUUUUAAACCAGACUAUUAUCUUUGAUGAGCACGGGGAUCCAAAUUUUGGAUCUUAUUUUAUCGUCUUCUGGAACCAGAGUGGGGACAUAGAGGAGGCUGGGUUUUAUUAGUUUCCUUCCCCAAAUAACCUUUUUAUUAAUGACAGCAAGAUUCGUUGGCAUGGAAACGGGAUGGUUCCAAGAUCUCGAUGCUCUCAAGAAUGUCCUGUAGGAUUUGCAAAGAAACAAGACGGAAUUUACAAAUGUUGCUUUACCUGUGAGGAAUUUCCCAAAGGAACCUACAUCAACAUCACAGAUGAUCCGUACACGUGUGUGGCGUGCAAGGAGACAGAGUGGUCGACAGCAGCCAGUACUUCAUGCACUCAGCGACAGGUGCAAUACGCCUCAUUUCAAGACAUUAGUACCAUAUUGAUCUUGGUGGCCCUCUUGUUCUUUCUAGGCCUGGCGGUCACCAUGUGUGUCGUCUUUGCUCGUAACUACAACACGCCUGUCGUCAAGUCGGCCGGUGGCGUCAUGUGCUUCUUGAUUUUGGGCUGUCAGUGUCUGUGCUGUGUCAGCAUCGUCUUCGUCUUCGGCAAGCCUACCCACUUGUCGUGUGUCUUAAGGUACUGGCCCUUUUCUUUGUUUCACACUACAUGUAUCGCAUGUUUUACCGUGCGCGCUUUCCAGAUUGUUUGCAUUUUCAAAAUGGCCGCCAAGUUCCCCAAAGUAUACAGCUGGUGGAUGAAAUAUCACGGGCAGUGGCUGGUCAUUUUAGGGACGUUUAUGAUCCAGUCCGUCCUGAUUGCCAGUGCUUACGCUCAUUCCACCCCCAAGCCAUACAACGACACCUGUGACGUAAAUUAAGCAAGGGAGGGUGUUCCUAUGACUGUCUUGUCCGCUUUGUGCAUCAUCUGCUUCAUUUUCUUCUACAUGGGAAAAGACCUCCCCAAAAAUUACAACGAGGCCAAAUCCAUAACCUUCUGCUUGCUUCUGAUAGUUCUCUGCUGGAUCAUCUUUGCAACUGUUUCCGUGCUUUAUAGAGGCAAGUUCCUCCUAACCCUGAAUGCUCUGACAGUGCUCUCUUGCAUCUACUCCUUUAUUUUGUGGUAUUUCCUCCCAAAAUGUUACAUCAUCAUAUUUCAACCCCACAAAAACACAUAGCAGUACUUCCAAGGCCUCAUCCAGGACUACACUAAAACAAUAAGCCAGUAA
Nerophis ophidion (straightnose pipefish) is the source of this 1956-nucleotide messenger RNA. Its product is annotated as taste receptor type 1 member 1-like. NCBI's taxonomy places the organism in Eukaryota, Metazoa, Chordata, Actinopteri, Syngnathiformes, Syngnathidae. Gene Ontology annotation, cellular component: membrane. The record is from RefSeq and is a predicted model, not a curated record. Gene Ontology annotation, biological process: G protein-coupled receptor signaling pathway. Gene Ontology annotation, molecular function: G protein-coupled receptor activity.